AUGAAGGUCGCCAAAGCUUCGAUUCUUGCUGUGCUGGCCCACUCGGUCGGCGCUCGCUUCGUUGUCGAGGAGGAGAUCAACCGUGUCCAGCUGUAUCCCGCCGGCUCCGAGCCGGAGAAGUACCUAAUUGAGCUCGCCCCAGGCAACACUCGCUGGGUGACUGAGGAGGAGAAGUGGGAGCUUCGCAGGAACGGUAAUCGCUUCUUCGAUAUCACCGACCACAAGGACCUCGGCGCAACUCGCCUUCAUUCGAAGACCAAGAGCGUCUUCCCCGAAAAGUGUCGCCUCCAGGACAAGGUCAAGCCUCUCAUCAAGGACCUUGACAAGAAGGAGAUUCAGACCAAUCUGGAGAAGUUCACAAGCUUCCACACCCGCUACUUCAAGUCUGACUACGGCCGCCAGUCCUCCGAAUGGCUUCUGGCUAAGCUCAACACUAUCAUCAAGGAUGCCGGCGCCGAUAAGCACGUCUACGCCGAGGCAUUCCCCCACACAUGGCAACAGAGCUCCAUCAUUGUUACCAUUCCGGGCAAGUCUAACAGCACCGUCGUCAUCGGUGCGCACCAGGACUCCAUCAAUUUGUGGCUGCCUUCCAUUCUUGCUGCACCCGGUGCCGAUGAUGAUGGCAGUGGCUCCAUGACCAUUCUCGAGGCUUUCCGCACCCUUCUCAAGUCCAAGGAUGUCAUCUCCGGCAAGGCUGACAACACCAUCGAGUUCCACUGGUACAGCGCCGAGGAGGGCGGCCUUCUGGGUAGCCAGGCCAUCUUUUCGUCUUACGAGCAGGAUGGACGUGAUAUCAAGGCCAUGCUCCAACAGGACAUGACCGGAUUCGUGCAAGGAACGCUUGAUGCUGGAAAGCCCGAAAGCGUUGGUGUCAUUACCGAUUUUGUUGAUCCCGGAUUGACCGGUUUCAUCAAGAAGGUCAUCUACUGCAAGGUUCCCUACGUCGAGACAAAGUGCGGCUAUGCCUGCUCCGAUCAUGCUUCUGCGAGCAAGGCCGGUUACCCUUCCGCCUUUGUCAUCGAGUCUGCUUUUGAGGACUCUGACAAGCAUAUUCACAGCACCGAUGACAAUAUCAAGUACUUGUCUUUUGACCACAUGCUCGAGCACGCCAAGAUGACUCUUGGCCUCGUAUACGAGCUCGGCUUCACCGACUUUGCCGCUCUUGAGAAGAAGGACCAGACUGUCUCUGAGGAAUUGUAA
This is a messenger RNA of Colletotrichum orchidophilum, 1200 nucleotides long. Its product is annotated as peptidase family M28. Bases 1 to 1200 code for a protein of 399 amino acids. Gene Ontology annotation, biological process: proteolysis. The transcript is spliced from 3 exons. The record is from RefSeq and is a predicted model, not a curated record. NCBI's taxonomy places the organism in Eukaryota, Fungi, Ascomycota, Sordariomycetes, Glomerellales, Glomerellaceae. Gene Ontology annotation, molecular function: metalloexopeptidase activity.